AUGAACUUGGAAGGCCUCGAAAUGAUCGCGGUGCUGGUGGUCUUGGUCCUCUUCGUCAAGGUGCUGGAGCAGUUCGGCCUCUUCGAGCCCGUGUCCUUGGAAGGCAACCCGCCGGUCCAAACUAAAAAAGCGCUGAAGCAGCGAUUCCUCAAACUGCUGCCCUGCUGCCGGCCCAAAUCCAUCCCCUCGCUCAGCGAAAACAGCGUUGAAGAUGAGUUUGAGCUCUCCACUGUGUGCCACCGCCCCGAGGGGCUGGAGCAGCUCCAGGAGCAGACCAAGUUCACCCGCAAGGAGCUGCAGGUCCUGUACCGAGGCUUCAAAAACGAGUGCCCAAGCGGCAUCGUUAACGAGGAGAACUUCAAGCAGAUCUACUCGCAGUUCUUCCCGCAGGGAGACUCCAGCACUUACGCCACCUUCCUCUUCAACGCCUUCGACACGGACCAUGACGGCUCCGUCAGCUUUGAGGACUUUGUGUCUGGGCUGUCCAUCAUCCUGCGGGGCACCAUCGACGACCGCCUGAACUGGGCCUUCAAUUUGUACGACCUAAAUAAAGACGGCUGCAUCACCAAAGAGGAAAUGCUGGACAUCAUGAAGUCCAUCUAUGACAUGAUGGGCAAAUAUACCUACCCGGCCAUGCGGGAGGAAGCGCCCCGGGAGCACGUGGAGAACUUCUUCCAGAAAAUGGACCGAAACAAAGAUGGGGUGGUGACGAUCGAGGAGUUCCUGGAGUCCUGUCAGAAGGACGAGAACAUCAUGCGGUCCAUGCAGCUCUUUGACAACGUGAUUUAGUUCCCGGACCUGCCUCCAGCCGAGCUCUCCUGCUGCCGGGCCCAGAAUCUGCUUCUCUCUUGACUUCCUUUGAGCCUCCCCACCGCCGGCUGCACAGGCACCCCGGAGGGCAGGGGCCUCCGUUCCCGGGAUGCGGUCAGUGACGGGAUGCUCCCUUUCCCCUGGACCGGCUCUGCUUUCCAUGGGGGAUCCCCAGCAGGCACUCCUGGACAUCGGAGCACGGGCACAGCUGGCACAGGGCAAGCGUUGGGCCUGGAUGGA
Messenger RNA from Tinamus guttatus (white-throated tinamou), 1050 nucleotides. Lineage: Eukaryota; Metazoa; Chordata; Aves; Tinamiformes; Tinamidae. The record is from RefSeq and is a predicted model, not a curated record.